Molecule: messenger RNA, 1268 nt
Organism: Gymnogyps californianus (California condor)
Lineage: Eukaryota; Metazoa; Chordata; Aves; Accipitriformes; Cathartidae
Gene: CCNH
Product: cyclin H
Exons: 9
Coding region: 1-996 (331 amino acids)
Biological process (GO): regulation of transcription by RNA polymerase II; regulation of cyclin-dependent protein serine/threonine kinase activity; DNA-templated transcription
Cellular component (GO): nucleus; transcription factor TFIIK complex
Molecular function (GO): cyclin-dependent protein serine/threonine kinase regulator activity
Source: RefSeq, a predicted model, not a curated record
AUGUACCACAGCAGCACGCAGUGCCGGCACUGGACCUUCCGCGGCGAGGAGGAGCUGGCGCGGUGCCGGGCCGACGCCAACCGCAAGUUUCGCGGCAAAGCGGUGGCGAGCGGGAAGGUCCAGCCGACCGACGCUAUCCUUCUGGAGCCCCACGAGGAGCUGGCGAUAUGCAAGUACUACGAAAAGCGGUUGCUGGACUUCUGCGCCGUCUUCAAGCCUGCCAUGCCGAGAUCCGUGGUGGGAACAGCUUGCAUGUAUUUCAAACGCUUUUACCUCAAUAACUCGGUGAUGGAGUAUCAUCCUCGGAUAAUAAUGCUAACAUGCGCAUUUUUGGCCUGUAAAGUAGAUGAAUUUAACGUGUCCAGUGCACAAUUUGUUGGUAACCUUCGAGAAAGCCCUCUUGGACAGGAAAAAGCUCUUGAACAAAUACUGGAAUAUGAACUAUUGCUUAUUCAGCAACUGAACUUCCAUCUUAUCGUCCACAAUCCAUACAGGCCAUUUGAGGGAUUCCUAAUCGAUUUGAAGACUCGCUAUCCAAUGCUGGAGAAUCCUGAAGUUUUGAGGAAAACAGCUGAUGACUUCCUCAAUCGAGUGGCUCUGACAGAUGCCUAUCUGCUCUUUACUCCCUCACAGAUAGCUCUCACUGCCAUAUUAUCUAGUGGGUCAAGAGCAGGAAUUAAUAUGGAAAGUUAUUUAUCAGAAAGUCUUAUGCUGAAGGAGAACAGAACAUCCUUAGCCAAGCUACUAGAUAGCAUGAAAUGCAUGAAAAAUCUCAUAAAGAAAUAUGAACUGCCAAGGCCUGAAGAGGUUGCUGCUCUAAAACAGAAAUUAGAGAAGUGUCACAGCUUGGAGCUUUCACUUAAUACAAACCCGAAGAAGAGGAAAGGUUAUGAAGAUGAUGAAUAUGUCACAAAGAAAUCUAAAAUAGAUGAGUUUACAGCUGAAGUUAGUAUCAAUAGCAAGGCCGUAACUGGUAUGGAGAGCUCAUCAAUUUGAAAUGACAGAAGAAACAUGCAGGAUGCUUUGUCUCAGCUGCCAAAGUGAUGAAGCCAUAAAAAGCACAAGAUAUUAGUGAAAGGUUGCAAUAUGAGCUCUUGUGGAAAUCGCUACGUAGUUCUCCAUAAUGAAGAAGCAUGAGCUAAACCUCAAACAGGUGCUGAAAAGGGGCUGGUAAAAUGACUGUGUCUCCAUGACUUUAAGAGUAGGCAUGGAUAACUAGCUUUAAGGUUAAAGGGCUUAGUCACCACUAGUUAAAAUAUUUUUUAGUC